This is a messenger RNA of Lodderomyces jiufengensis, 1305 nucleotides long. It is a transcript of the gene RME1, whose product is annotated as Rme1p. The transcript has a single exon. The coding region runs from base 1 to 1305 and encodes 434 amino acids. Lineage: Eukaryota; Fungi; Ascomycota; Pichiomycetes; Serinales; Debaryomycetaceae. The record is from RefSeq and is a predicted model, not a curated record.
AUGAGUGAUAUUGUUGGAUCAAUAGAAUUAGUUGGAGCAAAAUUACCAAAUACACCAACAGGAUCAAACAUUUUGAAAAGUCCACCACUUACAGAUUCAUUUUCAUUAUGUGAUUCACCAGAAUUUGUAACUCCAAAAGAAAAUUUUGAUGAAUACUUUUCAAAAUCAUCACCAAAUAAAUUAAAAGAUAGUUUCAGUUCACCAAUAUAUUAUGAUUUUUUCACACCAAAUGAAACAAAUACUGUCUCGAAUUUACAAAAUCUUUUGGAUCAAAGUAUCGAAGCUAAAAAUCCAUCGUAUGUUCCGAUUCCAAUAAUUUAUAAUACUCAAGAUGACUAUUCAAUUCCAAGAAGUUUUGAAGUAUCAAUUACUUCACAAAGUAAAAUUAUCAAAGAUGUUUCAACUUCAUUACCUAAGAAAGAUAGUAUUGACGAACUUAAAGAAAUAUUUGAUAAUGAAUCAUUUUCAACUCCAUCUACUUCAAUCUCAACAACUCCAAAACAAUGUUUAUCUCCUUUAAGAACCAAAGCCUCAGCACUUAAUUCAUAUAAAGGUAGUUUAGUAUCCCAUGAAUAUACUUAUUCAAAGCCACCAACAAAUAGUCAAUUAAGAUCACCAAUUAAAAUUUCAAGCUCAACUCAACAAUCACCAACAAAUGAAAAUAAAACUGAAACACCAACAAAAAUCACUAGAGUAGAAUUACCAUCAUCAGUAGGAUCAUCAAUUAAAUUACAAUCACCAGUUCAAAAUCCUCAAAGAACUAUUUCAAUUGAUAGAACUUUAUUCAAUAAUUUUAAAAUCGAAUUAUUUUUAAAAUUUUCAGAAUCAAUUCUCAAGGAUACAAAAGUAGUUGAAUCAGAUUUAAAUGGAACAUUAUAUUCUCAAAAUGCAGGAAAUUAUUAUGAUUUAAUUUCAAGUUUCAAUUUUGCUCAAGGUUCUAAAUUUUUAAAAAAACGUGAACAUAGAUGUCCAGUUAUUGAAUGUCCAAUCAAUCUUAUUGGUGUUAAGAAGAGAACUGAUUUAAGACACCAUAUUCAUCAUGAACAUCUUGAUCAUAAUAGGGUUUGUCAAGAUUUAGAAUCUCAAUAUGGUAAUGAACUUAGAAAUGAAUUAUUUGUUUGUGAAAAACCUAAUUGUGGUAAAGCAUUUUAUAGAUCUGAUUCAUUAACAAGACAUAGUAAAUUAAUUCAUCGUCCACCACAAUUAGUUCGUGCUACUAAAAGAAGUUCAAAUGUUGAUAAUGAUCCCGAUUAUGUUGAUGGAGGUAGUGGUGACAAAAAAGCUGCCAAAAGAAGAAAAAUUUGA